AUGUACACAAUAUCAAAAGCACCAAGCAAAUUAGUAGCAACAAAAACCCGACGAGGACUUCCGCAGAAUUUCGAGAAAAUUGAAACGAUACGCGAGAUGAGUAAAAAAAGUGCCAGUGAUAACAGUGAAUUCAGUGUACCUAAGCCAGUUUUUCAACAGAGGAAAUCACAUAAUUACAUGAAAUCACACCAGCAUUACCAACAGAGUCAGGAGAUACUAAGUCCGCAGCAUGAGGAAUUAGCACGUUAUAUGAAUGAAUCAUGGAAGCUUGUAAUAGCUGAGAAUCCAUAUGAUGCCUCAUCAGACUCAGGCUCAACAUGCUCAUCAACGUCGUCAUCAUCCUCAUACACAUACUAUGUCGAUCAGCCAAGUCCAUCAGCCGACUUCGAACCAUUCAAUUUAGAGCUUUGGUGGUGCCGUCGAUUGUACCAAAACAUCACAAAAAAUGUAUAAAGUUAAUCAAACAUUAAUCUGCUGGAGUUCAAUAGCUCAGUGAUCAUCAUGGAAUGGAGAAGAUAUGAGUGGAGUAAGAAGAUUGAUAUUGUUCACAAAAAUCACUCAAUCAUUACUACUAGCGAGUGC
Messenger RNA from Chironomus riparius, 582 nucleotides. The record is from the annotation of a GenBank genome assembly. NCBI's taxonomy places the organism in Eukaryota, Metazoa, Arthropoda, Insecta, Diptera, Chironomidae.